UCCGUCAUUUGUUCUGGGAACUGCAUGAAUCCGUGAGUGAGGCUCAUAGGUGAGACCUGAAACGUGAAUUUGGUAAAGAUCUGUUGUAGUUUUCUGGCCGUGGUAGGUAAUAUAGCAAAUAGCCAUGCAAACAUGGCAGUAUUGGUGACAAAUAAUAGUUGUGGACAUAUUCAAAAUCAUUUAACUCGUUCUUUAGAACGAAUACUAGAGGAUGCGGAUCAAAGUGGUGAAUUAAAAUUAAGUGGUAGAAAAUUGAAAGACUUUCCAAAAGUGUAUCCUAAGUACAACUUAAGUGACACUGUUGUUGCAGAUUUAUCGAAGAAUCGUUUUAGCGAACUUCCAGAAGAAGUGACGACGUUUUCUUUCUUGGAAAGGCUUCAGUGUUACCACAAUGCCAUCAAAUAUAUUCCCGAUACAGUUAGUAGUCUUCAGUCUUUGAAUUACCUCGAUUUAAGUAGGAAUCAACUUACAGCUUUACCGAGAGAAUUGUGUCAGCUACCCAUUCAGAUUCUCCUGGUGUCCAACAAUCGUUUGACUUGUUUGCCAGAUGAAAUUCAUCGUAUGUCGCAGCUGACGGAAUUGGACGCGUCUUGUAACCAGCUUACGCAUCUACCUCCACGGAUGGGAGAACUUCGUUCUCUAAAGUCUUUCGUUCUUCACAACAAUUACCUUCUCUGCGUACCAUUAGAAAUAACCUAUUUGAACCUCGUAAGGCUGGACCUACGGGCCAAUAGAAUCGGGACGCUCCCAGUCGAAAUGUUGAAUAUGGUCGCAUUAAUAGACUUAUCGGUCGAGGAUAAUCCCCUCACCAGUCCGCCGGCAAGCUUGUGUAGGCGAGGACGUGUGCAUAUUUUCAAGUAUCUUGAAACGGAAGCUGUAAAAUUAGAUAGGAAAACAGGGCUAAGCUGUAGUACGUUAGGUAGGCGACCCCGGAAAGCAACAGGAACUUUAGGGCCAACGAAUAACUUAACCGAACGACUGAAACCAAAGAGGCAUAACGUAGAUAGCGGAUACAGUACUAGUGAUGGACUGGAUAAGAGAUGGUCGCAGGAAAUUAUUGGCGAAUCUGAUAAGAAUUGGAUAUCAUCACCAAUUUCUGUCCGAAGUAUUGAUGUAAAUGGUGUCAAUUCCGUUACCUCAACGCCUUCGACUAUAUCCCCAGUGUUAGACAAUACGUUAGAGAACGAACCUUCAACGAGAUCAAUAUUUAGCGAAUUAGACAAAAAAGAGGAUAAGGCUGUGACAGAAACCAACAGUGCACGUUUAAAUCCAUGUUCCGAUCCAACCAUUGGAAGCGAAGAUAAGUCGAAACCACUUCAAGGUAUCCAAACAUACAGGGAAUAUAAGGAAGCUUUACGUCAACAACGAGCGCAGGAUGUGCCAUCUGUCUAUAGAACCAGGGAUUCAGACGAUCAAAGUUACAAAACAGAACCAAGCACUCCUACCCAUCAUACCUCUUCGACAUUGGCCACUUCAAAAUCAGAUCCGACUCCUCUAAAUUCCGCUUUUGGAAGCCCAAAACACAUAUUCGACGACACAUCCGUUUCAAAGAAACCUGUUUUGAAAGUAUCGCCCUCUACUAAUAACCACCCUAAAUGUGUGUCUCCGUCUGCCAUAGACUUAGGAACUACUAAUAAUGCGGAUUCCUUAAAAAAUGGUGGGAAUGUGAAAAAUAUGCAGGAUUAUGUAAAGCCAAAAUUUUCACCAUUGAAAAAUUCAACGGGCAUUUUAUCGUAUGAUAACGUACCACCGGGUACCAAUGUCAGUAAUCAAAAUGUACCAAUGGUAAAUGGGAAAGCGCGAAUCGCGAAUACCAUAAGUUAUUUCAAUGGGGGUGCUAAUAAAACACCACCGAAUGGUGUACGUGGUGGUGUUACAAAAAGUUGGGGCCAAAAUGGUACUGAUAAAAUUAGCUUUACCAUGAGACGCGAAAUUGACAAGGCCAAAGAGGAAACGGAAAUGAUUAAGCAUUUGAGAAAGAUAAUAGAAACUAAACUGAAAAUGUCUCUGCCUGAAGAUCUAUCGUCUGCUUUGACAGACGGUGUUGUUUUGUGUCAUUUGGCCAAUCAUAUCCGACCUCGUUCUGUGGCUAGCAUCCAUGUUCCUUCGCCAGCAGUUCCUAAAUUGACCAUGGCACGGUGCAGAAGAAACGUGGACAAUUUUAUAGAAGCUUGUCGAAAAAUUGGAGUUGAUGAGAAUUUAGUGUGUUGUGCUUCGGAUGUUCUGGAAGGUCGUGGAUUAGUUCAAGUGGCUGUCACGGUGACAGAGCUCUUGAGAUUUCAUAAUAAUCCGAAAGGUAUAGUCAAUUAAGUGGACAUUCAAAAUGCUUGACCAAUUUGCUAUCCCCAUAGGUAAGGAUUUAUUUUAGUGUUAUAUCGUUGGAGUACUAUGCUCUUAUGACAUCACCAUUUUAAUGUACUCUAUACAUAUAAUACCUUGAUCUCUUGAAUUUCGCUCAUCGUAAGUUAACGUCUUACUACUUUAAAAAUAUCUGGGUUUCCUUAUAGGAUUUUUUAAUGUUUUUUAUCGUAAACUUUCAUGCAAUUCGAAUCGGAACAGGUUAAUACACGUUAAUAAUUAUUUAUUAUAAAAAGUUAAAUUACUAAAAAUUACGGGAAUCCAACGAUAUUUCCUAAAGAGUAUGUGAUUGUGCCUGCAGUUAAUUUUGAAAAUAAGUAAAAUAUCGGUGUAAAAAACAUUUUGUAGUUACACGUAAAACUACAAAAUUAAAUGUUAAAACCAUCGGAAACAUUAAAAGCUUGCAACGAAAUAUCUUAAACAUAAAAAAAUAACAUGUACAAACAAAAUCAAAAUGCAGACAUAGCUGUAGUAAGUACAGAAAAGUUCGUGGAAAACAAAAGUUACAUUAUAAGUUAAAAAGGGCUGUAAUAUUAAUUUCAAAUCAAAUUAUUUUAAGUAAGUUAGCAGUAGCAAUAGUUACAUCUAUAGCUAAAUUUUAGUUAUUAUUUUUUGUACUGGUUUAAUUUCUGUGAUUAUAUUAAUAAUAAUUUAUAAGAGAGGCAUUUUCAGUUUUGAAUGAUCGUAAUCGAUCGUUGUAUUUUAAUAAUUCACAUAUCACUUUUAAAAUUUUAUUUUCAAUAGUUUUGUUUUGAAGAUAAACUAUUUUGGAUCUUAAUAUUUGUUUUUCGUAUUUGUGUUAAAACAUUGAUCACUGCCAUUAAUACGAAAACGAUAGCAAACCAUGACAAAAUACUAUUUCAAAAGUCAAUUUCCGUUAGUUUUGUCUAUGUUUACUGGUAUAUGUCGACGAUAGCUUUUCUUUCCUUUAACAGUUAAAAUAAACCGAUAAACAAUACUGAGAUCCAAAAGGAAUAAUAAUUUUUUAUAUUGUAGUUUAGAAUUUUCAUAAGUUGAAGUCAUUAUUUAUUUGUGAGUGCCAAAGAAUAAAAUUUCCAUUAUAACGAUGCCCACGUAAAUGAGGCGUUAUAUUAAUAUUUUAAUAAUGUUUAGAGAAAAUUACAUACGUAUGUGUAAUUAUUCUAAUAACUUCGUUUUUUUCUUCAAAAUUUCUACAUAUUAAGGAUUGCAACUAACCCUGAGUUAGAGAAACGUUUGAAAAUAAGUUUGUUGUGAAAUAGGAUUUGGUCAUUUAAAGUGUAUUUAAAAACAAAAUAAUGUAUCCAGAGGUAAAAAAUUGUCGUUAAGGAAAAUUGAUCUCUGAAUUCUUUAAAACCAUUGCUUAUGCACAUCACUUGUUUCAUUGCUCCAAAACGCGACAUACAUUAUAUUCUUUUAAUAUUAGAAAACCUAUCGCUAAGUACCUUACUGAUAUAAGUUUAAUAUGGUGCUUUUAUCCGUUUGUUCACUAUUAAAUGCCAUUAUAAUACUUUCAUUUCAUUCUACUACGGCUAUUUUCAUUUACCGUUAAUAUAAGGUAAAUGUAGAAGGCCAUAUAUUCUUGAAUUAAUGUUUUCUGCAUAUAGUUGUAUUUUUCUGAUAUUACCUUUAGUGGUUUCAGUAAAUACAUAAUUACCUAAUGAAUGGCCUAUUUAGAAUCUCAUAUAUACUGCUGCAAUUCUAAAAUCUUCUGUACUUACAAUUACAUUAAUAUUUAAAUUAUGUUAUGUGAUUAAUAAAUGCGAUUUAUAUUUAUUUUAAUAUAAACAAAGCAAAACUUCCAUUUAUUUUCACAAUACAAAGGUUUAGAUCUCUUCCAGAUAAGCGUGAAUGCUGUGUAUUUUUAAAAGAUAUUGUAAAUUUAUGUAUCUAGUCAAUUACGAAUAUAAUAAAGUUUUGUAUGACCAUGAAA
Molecule: messenger RNA, 4270 nt
Organism: Agrilus planipennis (emerald ash borer)
Lineage: Eukaryota; Metazoa; Arthropoda; Insecta; Coleoptera; Buprestidae
Gene: Lrch
Product: leucine-rich repeat and calponin homology domain-containing protein 1
Exons: 10
Coding region: 133-2310 (725 amino acids)
Molecular function (GO): protein binding
Source: RefSeq, a predicted model, not a curated record